This is a messenger RNA of Cyclospora cayetanensis, 999 nucleotides long. RefSeq lists its product as uncharacterized. NCBI's taxonomy places the organism in Eukaryota, Apicomplexa, Conoidasida, Eucoccidiorida, Eimeriidae. The transcript is spliced from 2 exons. The coding region runs from base 1 to 999 and encodes 332 amino acids. The record is from RefSeq and is a predicted model, not a curated record.
AUGGGAAGCUUUUCCGCUCGGUCUCAGGUAGGGGCGUCUCCAUUAGGGAGCAGUGAAGGACCCCGCUCAGAAGCGAGCACAGACAGUCCUUCUUCCGCAUCAAGGGGAGACACACGGCCCCAAAGCGAACUCGAAGGGCCCUCUUUCUGUGACACGAGGUCAAGUAGUCCGGAAAAUCUAGUAAGAGGCCACGUUCCACCAGCAGCACAAACAACAACGCAGGCAGCAGAAGAUGGAAUAUCAACGGCAGAACCAGCAGAAGAUGCAGAAAUUGCAAUACCAGAAGAAUCAGCAGAAAGGGCGCCAAGGAUAUCAGAAGAAAGUGGGAUCACAACGGCAGAGCUAACAGCGGAAGGCACUACAGGAUUUAGAUGUGAUGACCUAUCUUUACAAGGGGAUGCUCCUUGUGGUCAUGAGGUCUUGGUGGAAAUGCAUCUAAAACCCUCUCUAGGUGAGGGGCCUCCUCCAUCAUCAGUCCCCUCGACAGGGAGCAUCACGGAGAAGACGGUAUCGAGGCCCUCUCCGCCACCUUUGAUGGCUUCUGCUCUCUCUGGUGGAAUUCCAAUGCGCAGUGCCAGCAGCGUCAGAAGGAAGACAGACAACGCGGAAACAGCGGGGCGCCCUUGGUGUCGCUACACCUGGACUUUUGCUCAGCACUUUAGGGAUCCGCAGCUGCUGCCGCUGCAUGCGGCUGCCUUCGCUGCAGCACGACAGCGCUGGGAAGCCCUGAGGACCAGAGCAGGGAGCCCUCCCACGCACACAGAGAGGCUCGACGAUCAGAAUGGAGAACAACUUGCGCAGCGACAGCAACCCCACCAGCAGGAGCAGCGGGAAACGGAAGAUUCUGGUGGCAUUGUACAGGUUUCCCUCCGUGUAGCUGGGAAUACUGCGGUGUAUGUAUACCCCGGAGCGAGGAGCCCUCCACUUGCUGGCAUCCCUGACAGCUUGUACUAUGCUCUGGACCCGCCACUAGGGCCCCCAGGAGGGCCCCGCCCCUAA